CCAGCCAGAGAAACACAAGCCAUGCCCUUCAAAUUCCAUUGCCCCUCAAGGCUCAAUCCCACCACCAGACACGAAGAAGCAAAGGGUUUCUCCAAAUGGGCAUCAUGGCCAAGCCAAUCGCUGCACACCAACAAAAAUUGCCUUCAUUCUCUCUUCUUCCUUCUUCUUUUUCCGACUUCAAUGGCGCCAGACUCCACUCUCAACUUCAGUAUAAGAAGAAGGUUAUGCAGCCAAAAGGAGCAUUACAUGUUACAGCAAGUGCCAAGAAGAAUAUCCUUAUAAUGGGCGGCACCCGUUUCAUUGGUGUGUUCUUGUCUAGACUUCUUGUCAAAGAGGGUCAUCAGGUAACUUUGUUUACAAGAGGCAAAGCACCCGUUACGCAGCAAUUACCGGGCGAGUCGGAUGCAGAUUAUGCUGAAUUUUCCUCCAAGAUUCUGCAUUUGAAGGGAGACAGACAAGACUUUGACUUUGUUAAAUCCAGUCUCUCGGCUGCAGGGUUUGAUGUUGUAUAUGACAUAAACGGGCGAGAAGCAGUUGAAGUUGAGCCGAUCAUAGAUGCAUUGCCCAAGCUAGAGCAGUUUAUAUACUGCUCUUCAGCUGGUGUCUAUCUCAAGACUGAUCUACCACCUCACUUUGAGGUCGAUGCAGUUGAUCCUAAGAGUAGGCACAAGGGAAAGCUCGAGACAGAGAGCUUACUGGCAUCAAAGGGUGUUAAUUGGACUUCUAUAAGACCCGUCUACAUCUAUGGACCAUUGAAUUACAAUCCUGUGGAAGAAUGGUUCUUCCACCGGUUGAAGGCGGGUCGCCCCAUUCCAGUCCCCAACUCAGGCAUCCAAAUUACACAACUCGGUCACGUCAAGGAUUUGGCAAAGGCUUUUGUUCAGGUUCUAGGUAAUGAAAAAGCAAGCCAGCAAGUGUUCAAUAUCUCGGGUGACAAAUAUGUCACAUUUGAUGGGUUAGCAAAAGCUUGUGCAAAGGCUGGAGGCUUUCCCGAGCCCGAGAUCGUUCACUACAACCCGAAGGAGUUUGACUUUGGCAAAAAGAAGCCAUUCCCCUUCCGUGAUCAGCAUUUCUUUGCAUCGAUUGAGAAAGCGAAGAGCGUGCUCGGGUGGGAGCCCGAAUUCGACCUGGUGGAAGGUCUUGCAGACUCCUACAACUUGGACUUUGGCAGAGGCACAUUCAGGAAAGAGGCUGAUUUCUCCACAGAUGACAUAAUCCUUGGCAAGAGCCUGGUUCUUCAAGCUUGAGGCAUGAUUCUUCUUUGUUUUUUUCGUGGCUGUUUUAAUCCAUUUCCCGCCCGAUCUCCAGGGGUUAAUUCCGAUCCCGGGUUGAGAAAUCAAUUUAGGAAUGUUAAUAUGUAUGUAUUCAUGGAGAUUUGUUUAUGUUUUGGCUCUAGUUUCUUCAAAUGGCAAGCAAUUUAGAGAAGCACCAGUACUAGCUCUUGUCAAUUCAUUAGAGGACGUUAAUCAUCUGGAAAUGCAGUAUAAAUUAUGCCAUUUUUUUUUCUAGAAUA
Messenger RNA from Momordica charantia (bitter melon), 1513 nucleotides. It is a transcript of the gene CRB, whose product is annotated as chloroplast RNA binding protein. Gene Ontology annotation, biological process: monosaccharide metabolic process. The record is from RefSeq and is a predicted model, not a curated record. Gene Ontology annotation, molecular function: UDP-glucose 4-epimerase activity. NCBI's taxonomy places the organism in Eukaryota, Viridiplantae, Streptophyta, Magnoliopsida, Cucurbitales, Cucurbitaceae. Gene Ontology annotation, cellular component: cytosol.